CUCGGAGUCGUAGGCAAUUGUUGCAGCAGCAUUGUCAGCAGCCAACAAAGCAGACACCUGCUCAUGAAUCACAAAUGGAUGCAGGCCGGCGUCAAAGCUGAAGUCCUGUUCCCCUCAUUCAUUGUUGCGCCCUAGCUCGUGAUCCCAGGGUAGCGGCCGGCUGCGGCGUCUCGCCAUCCUCCCGCUGUGUGUGCGAGCAUGCGGAAGGGCGGUGCGCGCUCCGGUGCGAAGGUGGCAGAAGCGGACGGGCCACAGUGCAAUGGCUGCGGCAGCACGUUCAGCCUCUUCAACUGGAAGCACCACUGUCGCCGGUGCGGCAAGGCCUUUUGCGACGCCUGCUCCAAGGACCGCGCCGUGCUGUCUGCCCCCGAGUUUGGCAAGGAGCCGCAGCGCGUGUGUCACCCGUGCAAGGUGGCGGAGCGCCGCGCGCGCCUGGAUGGUCACGGCAAGCGAGGCAACCGGCGCGGUGCGGCGCCGGAGGACAGCGCCCCGGUGGUGGACCUGGGCCUGGGGGCGGACCCUCUGGGGGGGGACCAGCUGGGAGACUCCCUGACUGCGCUUGACCUGGAGGACCCCCUCGUAGCGGCCACGCUGGAGGACGCCUGGUUUGGAGGGGCGGCGGGGGCAGCAGCCGAUGCCAGAAAAGCCAGGGGCAAACCAGUCUCCGCCGGCGCUGCGGGGCGCGGCAAGGCUGCUGGCGGCGCCGCUUCUCCCGGAGCCGUGCCUGCCGCGCGGGGCAGCCCCGAGGGGGCAGCAACGGACGCGGUGCAGGCGGAGAAGCGGCGCGCGCUGGCGCUGAGGAAAGCAGGGAAGCCGGACGAGGCACUGCAGGCCCUGCGCCACGCACACGACCUGGAGGCGCAGGCGGGCACUGGUGGGGCCAAGGGCAAAGCGGCUGGUGCCAAGAAGGGGCGCUCCAUGUUUGACGUGAACGAGGACGACAUGGCAGACCCGGACCUGCUGGCGCAGCUGCACGACCUCGGCUGGACCGACGACACCGAAGCCAAGAAACCGCGCAAACGAGCAGCACCGCCUGCCGGGGGGCCCGGGGCGGAGACGGCUGCUGUCCCGACAAAUUCGGCAGGGCCGAGCCCAGAGAAGCGGGCGGCCCUGGAAGCGGAGAUUGUGGAGCACAAGAAGCGCGCGCUGCAGCUGAGGAAAGCGGGGCAGCUGGAGGCGUGGCGGGACGAGAUGGGCGUGGCGCAGGCACUGCAGGCUCAGCUGGAGCAGCAACAGCAACAGCAGGCGCCGCCCAGCGCAGCGGGGACACCGGGGGGCAGCGAGGCGCCGAGCGGGGCGAGCUCAGACGAGGAGGCGGACCCGGACGUCCAGGCAGCACUGCAGCAGCUGGGGUUUGACAGACAGCAACAGGGCGGGCCAGGCGGCGUAGCAGGAGCAAGCCAGAACAAGGGGCCCCCAGGGGUGGCGGAGCUCGAGGCGCAGAUAUUGCGGUAUAAGAAGGAGGCGCUGGCGUGCAAGAGGGCGGGCGACCUGGACGGGGCGCGGGCAGCCAUGAAGCAGGCCAAGCAGCUCGAGGCACAGCGCGACGAGGCAGCGCUGAACGACAGCACGCCGGCGUCGGCGCCGGCCACCCCCCCCCAGCCAAGGGCACCGCGGUCUGGCGGAGUGAGAUCAGGGCGCACGGCUCCAAGAGGCAGGGACGGCGAUGGAGAGGCGGAGCCGGAGGUGACAUCAGAGGACGAGCAGGACCCGGAGAUACUGGCGGCGCUGCGAGAGAUGGGCUGGCAGGACGAGAGGCCCCCAACGGCUGCGGGGCUGCAGCGCCCGGCGUCGGUGCGGCGGGCGGAGGAGGGGCUGGGCGCACUGGUGGGCGUGGUGGAGGACAUUGCGGCGCAGAAGGCGCGCCUGGAGCAGGAGGUGGCGGCGCACAAGCGGGCCGCGCUGGCCAAGAAGCGGGCGGGGGACCUGGAGGGGGCCAAAGCCGAGCUGCGGCAAGCCAAGCUGAUUGAGCGCCGGCUGGAGGAGGCGGAGGAGGCGGAGGCCGCGGGGCUGGAGCCGCUGGACAUGCUGAUGCGCGCGGGGCACAGCCACACCACCGCCAGCACGGGGCCGAGCUCAGGCGCGCGGCAGGAGAGCAAGCCGCUGGCGGCCAUCAUGGCGGAGGCGAUGCACAGCGACAACGUGGCGGAGCCGGACGUGGACUCGGACGAUGAGAACGACCCCGAGAUCCUGGCACAGCUCGCGCACAUGGGCUGGCACGAGGACGCGCCCGGAAGGGACGUGGCGGUCGCACCGAGGGUGGCGGCAGCGGAGAGGCUGGAGGGGCUGGCGGGGCGCGCAGGAGAGGUGGCGGCGCGCAAGGUGGCGCUGCAGCAGCAGGCACUGGCGCUCAAGCGGCAGGCGCUUGCGCUGAAGCGCGAAGGCGACGUGGAGGGGGCCAAGGCCGCGCUGGGGCGCGCCAAAGAACUAGAGCGGCAGCUGGAGCGGGGCGAGGAGCAGGAGGCAGCCGGGGCGCCAGGCCGGGCGCGGCUGCAGGCCCUGGGGAAACGGGGCACGGCGGAGGGGGCGGCUGCCGGAAGGGGCCCCGUGGAUAUGGCGCACGUAGCCCAGCUGCUGGAGGGGGGAGAGCCCGAGGUGGCGGUCACUGAGGACGACGAGCAGGACCCGGAGAUCCUGGCGGCACUGCAGGAGAUGGGGUGGCAGGAAGAGCCGCCCGCACGUGCUGCCCCGGCUGCUCCCCCCGCCGCCCCGGCGCCGGCGCAGGCACACGCACUCGAGGAGCAGGCACAGCACGCGCCCGCCCCGGCCGCCGCGGCCACCACAGCGGAUCUCACCGGAGGGCAUACGGGCCCACCUGCGAGCAGCCGAAGAGACGAGGGCGGCCUGGCUGGGCCCCCGGCCCGGCCCAGCGUUGGACUGCCCCACCCCGCGGCACACAUUUUCUCACAGCCGGUGCGACCGCCGGCCAACGUAGCCCCGGAGCUUACGCCCGUCAGUGCCGGCCCGCUGCCAGCCGACCUCUUCUCGAGCAUGCAGGAGCCUGCCUUCGGGACGGCAGGGAGGACGCCCCAGGCUGCAGCCGCGACCACGUCAGGCCAGGGGGCGAGGGCGGAGGCAACUGGAGACGACAGCAGCACGGCCAAUGACGCCGGGAGACGGUUCUUCCCGGAGAGCCGCAGAGAGCCGCUGCGAGCAGGGGCAGCGGCGGUGUCGCAGGAGGGGACGGGGCGGGGGCCUCCCUCAGACAGCAGUGCACCAGCAGUGCAGCGAGACCCAGGGCGAGCGGUGGGCACCAGCGCAGGCAGGCCAGGGCUGGGCAGCCCACAGGGCGGCGCACCCAGUGAUCCGCCCACCCCGCAGCCAGACCGCCGGCGCUCCGACGGUGACGAAGCUUUCAGCGCCCCGCCCCAUUAUUGGCCUGAGAGCAGCCCCGAAGCAGCGCCAGCCGCCCCUUCACCGAAGGCAGAGAGCGCCCGGCCCCCUGCGACGGCAGCGUCCGGCGGAGUGGGCGUGAGCGAGCUCCAGGAGCAGAUUCGCGCGGGCAAGCAGGCGGCGGUGCGGCUGAAGCGGGAGGGCCGCCUGCCGGAGGCGCGCGCCGCCCUGCAGCAGGCACGCGAGCAAGAGAGGCAGCUGGCCGCGCGCGGGGCGGCCGCAGAGGCAGCGGCGGCAGAGGGGGGCUCCGUGGGGGAGGACGAGAGCGAGGGGCCAGUGGAAGACGCGUUCGACCCGGACAUCGUGGCCGCGCUCAAGGGCCUCGGGUGGAGCGAGCAGCAGAUCCGGGGGGGGAUGGGGGCCGGGCCGGGCAGUGGCGCGGGCAAGCCGGCCAAGGUUGCGGCACCGCGAGGGGAGGGGGGCCAGCUGGAGGACCGGAUCCGAAGUGAGAAGCGGCGGGCAGUGGAGCUGAAGCGGGCGGGGCGGCAGCAGGAGGCGCUGGCGGUGCUGAGAGAGGUGAAGCAGCUCGAGAAACAACUCGGGUAGCACCGCGGUGGCGGAGAGGAAAACAGGGUAACAUUACUCUUUCUAUCUUCGAUGCUUCACUCAGGGGUUCGACUGAGCGGUUUGGGACAUGAGGAUGGCAUGGUCCUCUGAGUGAGCCGAAUUGCAGCCUACGGCUCAUGCGAAGCUCAUCCGCUGACGAGCUCAAACCUGCGCGUUGAGAAAAUGAUUCGGGAGAAGUUGUGCUUUCUUGACAGCGGGCCGGGACGAAAAGCCAAAGUAUUGUAUGUACAGAUUGUGGGAGGCGAACCUAAGCAUCCGCUCCAACAGGUGAACUGCGAUAUACGAACUUUUAUAUUAUUGUUACACUCUUAGUCUGCAAAGCACGAUGUAAACAGUGGAGUCGACAAUCAUUCUUCGACGCCACACGUUUCCCAUGUGAGCUUCAGACAGGAACUAAUUGUCAGUGCCACUUUCCAAUAUCGUUGCCACACGCGGCAG
Molecule: messenger RNA, 4398 nt
Organism: Klebsormidium nitens
Lineage: Eukaryota; Viridiplantae; Streptophyta; Klebsormidiophyceae; Klebsormidiales; Klebsormidiaceae
Source: the annotation of a GenBank genome assembly